Messenger RNA from Schistocerca serialis cubense, 3924 nucleotides. RefSeq lists its product as uncharacterized. The record is from RefSeq and is a predicted model, not a curated record. The transcript is spliced from 3 exons. Lineage: Eukaryota; Metazoa; Arthropoda; Insecta; Orthoptera; Acrididae. Bases 1 to 3924 code for a protein of 1307 amino acids.
AUGGCCUCUUGGUGCAGCGAGAAGACGCAAGUGUCUGGGCAUUUUGCUACGCCGUCUCCCCCCGCCCCCACGCUACGCCGUCUCCCCCCGCCCCCACGCUACGCCGUCUCCCCCCGCCCCCACGCUACGCCGUCUCCCCCCGCCCCCACGCUACGCCGUCUCCCCCCGCCCCCACGCUACGCCGUCUCCCCCCGCCCCCACGCUACGCCGUCUCCCCCCGCCCCCACGCUACGCCGUCUCCCCCCGCCCCCACGCUACGCCGUCUCCCCCCGCCCCCACGCUACGCCGUCUCCCCCCGCCCCCACGCUACGCCGUCUCCCCCCGCCCCCACGCUACGCCGUCUCCCCCCGCCCCCACGCUACGCCGUCUCCCCCCGCCCCCACGCUACGCCGUCUCCCCCCGCCCCCACGCUACGCCGUCUCCCCCCGCCCCCACGCUACGCCGUCUCCCCCCGCCCCCACGCUACGCCGUCUCCCCCCGCCCCCACGCUACGCCGUCUCCCCCCGCCCCCACGCUACGCCGUCUCCCCCCGCCCCCACGCUACGCCGUCUCCCCCCGCCCCCACGCUACGCCGUCUCCCCCCGCCCCCACGCUACGCCGUCUCCCCCCGCCCCCACGCUACGCCGUCUCCCCCCGCCCCCACGCUACGCCGUCUCCCCCCGCCCCCACGCUACGCCGUCUCCCCCCGCCCCCACGCUACGCCGUCUCCCCCCGCCCCCACGCUCCCUGCGGGAUCGGGGAGCACUUUGCUACGCUGUCUGCCCCCGCCCCCGCCCCCGCGCUACGCUGUCUGCCCCCGCCCCCGCCCCCGCGCUACGCUGUCUGCCCCCGCCCCCGCCCCCGCGCUACGCUGUCUGCCCCCGCCCCCGCCCCCGCGCUACGCUGUCUGCCCCCGCCCCCGCCCCCGCGCUACGCUGUCUGCCCCCGCCCCCGCGCUACGCUGUCUGCCCCCGCCCCCGCGCUACGCUGUCUGCCCCCGCCCCCGCGCUACGCUGUCUGCCCCCGCCCCCGCGCUACGCUGUCUGCCCCCGCCCCCGCGCUACGCUGUCUGCCCCCGCCCCCGCCCCCGCGCUACGCUGUCUGCCCCCGCCCCCGCCCCCGCGCAACGCUGUCUGCCCCCGCCCCCGCCCCCGCGCAACGCUGUCUGCCCCCGCCCCCGCCCCCGCGCAACGCUGUCUGCCCCCGCCCCCGCCCCCGCGCAACGCUGUCUGCCCCCGCCCCCGCCCCCGCGCUACGCUGUCUGCCCCCGCCCCCGCGCUACGCUGUCUGCCCCCGCCCCCGCCCCCGCGCUACGCUGUCUGCCCCCGCCCCCGCCCCCGCGCUACGCUGUCUGCCCCCGCCCCCGCCCCCGCGCUACGCUGUCUGCCCCCGCCCCCGCCCCCGCGCUACGCUGUCUGCCCCCGCCCCCGCCCCCGCGCUACGCUGUCUGCCCCCGCCCCCGCCCCCGCGCUACGCUGUCUGCCCCCGCCCCCGCCCCCGCGCUACGCUGUCUGCCCCCGCCCCCGCCCCCGCGCUACGCUGUCUGCCCCCGCCCCCGCCCCCGCGCUACGCUGUCUGCCCCCGCCCCCGCCCCCGCGCUACGCUGUCUGCCCCCGCCCCCGCCCCCGCGCUACGCUGUCUGCCCCCGCCCCCGCCCCCGCGCUGCGCUGUCUGCCCCCGCCCCCGCCCCCGCGCUGCGCUGUCUGCCCCCGCCCCCGCCCCCGCGCUGCGCUGUCUGCCCCCGCCCCCGCCCCCGCGCUGCGCUGUCUGCCCCCGCCCCCGCCCCCGCGCUGCGCUGUCUGCCCCCGCCCCCGCCCCCGCGCUGCGCUGUCUGCCCCCGCCCCCGCCCCCGCGCUGCGCUGUCUGCCCCCGCCCCCGCCCCCGCGCUGCGCUGUCUGCCCCCGCCCCCGCCCCCGCGCUGCGCUGUCUGCCCCCGCCCCCGCCCCCGCGCUGCGCUGUCUGCCCCCGCCCCCGCCCCCGCGCUGCGCUGUCUGCCCCCGCCCCCGCCCCCGCGCUGCGCUGUCUGCCCCCGCCCCCGCCCCCGCGCUGCGCUGUCUGCCCCCGCCCCCCGCCCCCGCGCUGCGCUGUCUGCCCCCGCCCCCGCCCCCGCGCUGCGCUGUCUGCCCCCGCCCCCGCCCCCGCGCUGCGCUGUCUGCCCCCGCCCCCGCCCCCGCGCUGCGCUGUCUGCCCCCGCCCCCGCCCCCGCGCUGCGCUGUCUGCCCCCGCCCCCGCCCCCGCGCUGCGCUGUCUGCCCCCGCCCCCGCCCCCGCGCUGCGCUGUCUGCCCCCGCCCCCGCCCCCGCGCUGCGCUGUCUGCCCCCGCCCCCGCCCCCGCGCUGCGCUGUCUGCCCCCGCCCCCGCCCCCGCGCUGCGCUGUCUGCCCCCGCCCCCGCCCCCGCGCUGCGCUGUCUGCCCCCGCCCCCGCCCCCGCGCUGCGCUGUCUGCCCCCGCCCCCGCCCCCGCGCUGCGCUGUCUGCCCCCGCCCCCGCCCCCGCGCUGCGCUGUCUGCCCCGCCCCCGCCCCCGCGCUGCGCUGUCUGCCCCCGCCCCCGCGCUGCGCUGUCUGCCCCCGCCCCCGCGCUGCGCUGUCUGCCCCCGCCCCCGCGCUGCGCUGUCUGCCCCCGCCCCCGCGCUGCGCUGUCUGCCCCCGCCCCCGCGCUGCGCUGUCUGCCCCCGCCCCCGCGCUGCGCUGUCUGCCCCCCGCCCCCGCGCUGCGCUGUCUGCCCCCGCCCCCGCGCUGCGCUGUCUGCCCCCGCCCCCGCGCUGCGCUGUCUGCCCCCGCCCCCCGCGCUGCGCUGUCUGCCCCCGCCCCCGCGCUGCGCUGUCUGCCCCCGCCCCCGCGCUGCGCUGUCUGCCCCCGCCCCCGCGCUGCGCUGUCUGCCCCCGCCCCCGCGCUGCGCUGUCUGCCCCCGCCCCCGCGCUGCGCUGUCUGCCCCCCGCCCCCGCGCUGCGCUGUCUGCCCCCGCCCCCGCGCUGCGCUGUCUGCCCCCGCCCCCGCGAUGCGCUGUCUGCCCCCGCCCCCGCGAUGCGCUGUCUGCCCCCGCCCCCGCGCUGCGCUGUCUGCCCCCGCCCCCGCGCUGCGCUGUCUGCCCCCGCCCCCGCGCUGCGCUGUCUGCCCCCGCCCCCGCGCUGCGCUGUCUGCCCCCGCCCCCGCGCUGCGCUGUCUGCCCCCGCCCCCGCGCUGCGCUGUCUGCCCCCGCCCCCGCGCUGCGCUGUCUGCCCCCGCCCCCGCGCUGCGCUGUCUGCCCCCGCCCCCGCGCUGCGCUGUCUGCCCCCGCCCCCGCGCUGCGCUGUCUGCCCCCGCCCCCGCGCUGCGCUGUCUGCCCCCGCCCCCGCGCUGCGCUGUCUGCCCCCGCCCCCGCGCUGCGCUGUCUGCCCCCGCCCCCGCGCUGCGCUGUCUGCCCCCGCCCCCGCGCUGCGCUGUCUGCCCCCGCCCCCGCGCUGCGCUGUCUGCCCCCGCCCCCGCGCUGCGCUGUCUGCCCCCGCCCCCGCGCUGCGCUGUCUGCCCCCGCCCCCGCGCUGCGCUGUCUGCCCCCGCCCCCGCGCUGCGCUGUCUGCCCCCGCCCCCGCGCUGCGCUGUCUGCCCCCGCCCCCCGCGCUGCGCUGUCUGCCCCCGCCCCCGCGCUGCGCUGUCUGCCCCCGCCCCCGCGCUGCGCUGUCUGCCCCCGCCCCCGCGCUGCGCUGUCUGCCCCCGCCCCCGCGCUGCGCUGUCUGCCCCCGCCCCCGCGCUGCGCUGUCUGCCCCCGCCCCCGCGCUGCGCUGUCUGCCCCCGCCCCCGCGCUGCGCUGUCUGCCCCCGCCCCCGCGCUGCGCUGUCUGCCCCCGCCCCCGCGCUGCGCUGUCUGCCCCCGCCCCCGCGCUGCGCUGUCUGCCCCCGCCCCCGCGCUGCGCUGUCUGCGCCACGCCCCCGCCCCCGCGCUGCGCUGUCUGCCCCCCCGCCUGUCGUAA